Molecule: messenger RNA, 1866 nt
Organism: Styela clava
Lineage: Eukaryota; Metazoa; Chordata; Ascidiacea; Stolidobranchia; Styelidae
Product: cilia- and flagella-associated protein 100-like
Source: RefSeq, a predicted model, not a curated record
GUAAAAGGUCAUUUUUGUGGAAUUUAGGAAAUCUGAGCACUGGCAAUGUUGUCUAGCACUCUACCUUAUCGUAAUGGACUUCGCGAAUUCUUAAAAACUGAGAAAAAGAAAGAUGAGAAAAGUGACGUGAAACUUCCACCAAUAGAUGCGUCACAUACGUUAUUAUCAGAUAAGAAGCAAAGAAACCCAUUUGUUCUUCCUUCUGCAAAUUCUUGGAUUAAUGCAUGGAAAGCUGAAAAAGAAACGCAAAAUGAAAUCAGAAAAACAGAAAGAAAAUGUAAGGUCCACCUCAAACACACAUUUUCAACGAGAAGUGCAUAUUCAACCCUGCCAGCAAUACGACAAAUGUGCAAGAAUAUAGAUAUGGAAGAGGCUGCCAGAAUGAAAAAAGAUUCAGAGAGUGUCUUGAAAACGACAAGAAAGCUACAAGUUCGGCCAGUUGAAAGGGAAUUCACACACGAUUUCAUUCAAAAAAAGAGAAAUAUUUUUCUGAUGGAGUUUGCGUUGCAAACCAAACGACAUGAAGUCGAAAAAUUCAAAGCUCUUGCUCUAGCUGGCGAGAAAGAGGUUAUUCGACAGAUGAAUAGAUUACACGAAGAUGCAGUAUUAUUUGAUGACUUCCUAAAAGCUACUGAUGAUGCUGCAGUUGAAGCAAUGAAAAUAGCAGAAAGAGAAACAAGAUUAAAAUUAGAACGAGUAGCUGAAUUCAAGAAGUGUUCGAGUCGCAUGACAGCACUGAAAAGCGAAAUAUCGAAGAAGGAUGAAAUACUAACCGAAUACUUGAACUGCAAAAUUUUCCUGACACGAGUCCAUGAAAAUGCUUUGAGAAAAGAUUCAUUGCCCAUCGGCACAGAUGAAUGGUCAGCUAGAAGGGAAGCAGAAAGAAUCAAGUUGCUUCAAAGUAGAGCUGCAUCUCGGAAAAGUACGACAGAUAGUAAACAAAAAGACAAAUUUUUGAGUAGGAGAAAUACUUUCAGGCGAGCAUCCAGAAAAGCUCCGACAGAAGAACGUGCAAUUUCUAGAGUAGAUAGCAAACAAGCAUUUUCAAAGAUCAUGUUUCCAGAAGAAUGGGAUCAUGAUGUUUCAUUAGCAAGACAACAGGGAAAAGGAAAUAGACGAGCAAAUACAAAUGCCGAAGAGCCAAAUUCAGCUCCCCGCCUCUCUGUUGAUGAUGUUCCUGCUGUUUUGCCCUUUGAAAACCCCGAGCAACUUCUUGACAUUAUUCAUGAUUUGGAAGAAAAAAAUUUGAAAUUAAUUUACAAAUAUCAGCAAACUGAGGAAGAGUUGGAAGAUAUGAAGAAUUCCGCACAAUCAGUUAAAAAGCGUCUUAUUGCCGAAACAAAAGUGUUAUCUGGACAUGUUCGUGAUAUAAGGGACAAUAUAUCAAAUUGUGAAAAUAAAGCAAAUGAAUUAAGCGUUAUGUGCACUAUUCUGAGUGGGGGCAGCAGAGAGCGAGAUUCAAAACAGGCUUUGGCAGAAUUGACAGUGAACGUUGCAAAGGUCUACAAGUCAGUAUUUAGUCAAUCGAUAGUAACCGUUGAUGCAUUGGUGAUGUUAACUUGUCUUGAAUAUCAAAUGGACGAGUUAUUAGAAGAAGUUGAUUCUAUCCAUCCAGAUAAAGUACAAGAAGUACAAAAAACAAUUGACAAGGAAAGACGAAUCCAACUACGCGAGGAAAAGAUGGCCAAUCCAGCGAUUAAACAAGGAAGAGCAAAGAAGGCGACUGAAAGGGCAAAUGCAGUCAGUUUCAAACGGACCGGAAGAAGACUUAGUUCAGGUAACAUGAAAGGCGUAUUAUUCAAUUCAUCACGAUAUAACAAGAAAGCAAUACUCAAAUAUGUGAACAUGAAAGCCAAAACAAAGUAG